Acanthosepion pharaonis is the source of this 858-nucleotide messenger RNA. The record is from the annotation of a GenBank genome assembly. Lineage: Eukaryota; Metazoa; Mollusca; Cephalopoda; Sepiida; Sepiidae.
AUGCGAAGUUGGACUGCCUUUUAUUUCUUUCUAAUCUCUUUCUUCUAUUCAAUCUUUUUUUCUCUCUCGAGUUUCUUUUUUUCUUUUCUUUUCACCUGUAAUUUCUUUCUUUCACAUCUUCACUAUUUGGCUAUUUUUCUUUCUUUAUUUAUUUAUUCACUCAGUAUCCGAUUUCCAUUCUCCCUUUCCUUCUUUCUUUCUUUACUUAGCUUCUGCUUUUCAUUCCCCCUUUUUUCUAUCUAUCUUUCUUUCUUUCUCGGCCCAGUAUCUGCUUUUCAUCCCCUUUUUCCUUCUUUGCUCAGUAUCCGUUUUCAUUCGCCUUUUCUUUCUUUCUUUCUUUGUUUCUUUCUUUCUUUCUUCGCUCAAUAUCAGAUUUUCAUUCCUCCUCCUCCUUCCUUCCUUCCUUUGUUUGUUUCUUUGAUUCUUUCUUUCUUUCUUUGCACAAUAUCAGAUUUUAAUUCACCCUCCUUCCUUCCUUUCUUUUCUUUGUUUGUUUGUCUGUCUCUUUCUUUCUUUCUUUCUUUCUUUCUUUCUUUAUUAUCCCUGUUUUAUCUGUCUUGCUUUCUUUUCUUUUACUCCAGUCUCUGCUUGGCUGAAAUAUUCCUACUUUCAUCUAUCUAUCUAUCUAUCUAUCUAUCUAUCUAUCUAUCUCUCACUCUCUCUCUCUCUCUCUCUCUCUCUCUAUAUAUAUAUAUAUAUAUAUAUAUAUAUAGUAUGUAUGUAUGUAUGUAUGUAUAUACCUAUCUAUCCGAUCUGUUCAUAUCUAUCUAUCUAUCUAUCUAUCUAUCUAUCUAUCUAUCUAUCUCAUUAUGUUUAUGUCUAUCCAACUUUGUUCAUAUCUCUUUCAAUGCGAUAUGA